UGAGCCGGUGUGUUAAUGUGACUGAAGCCCGAGGAGAGUAGGAGUGAAAACUGGAUGCUUGUGCAGGUGGCUCCAGGCCAGAGACAGCACUGAGGAUGGGAGGUGGAGGCCAGCUGACCGAGCCAGGAGAGCCAGCCAGCGGGAGGGACGGAGGAGUUUACACCUGGGAGGAGGUGCAGAGCCACUGCAGCAGGAAUGACCAGUGGCUGGUCAUCGAUCGGAAGGUUUACAACAUCACCCAGUGGGCCAAGAGGCAUCCAGGAGGGCGUCGAGUCAUCAGCCACUACGCUGGAGAGGAUGCCACGGAGGCAUUCACCGCUUUUCAUCCUGAGCUAAAGUUUGUGCAAAAGUUUCUGAAGCCUCUGCUGAUCGGAGAGCUGGCGGCGACAGAGCCCAACCAGGACCGAAACAAAAAUGCAGCAAUAAUACAGGAUUUCAACACUUUACGUGCUCAGAUUGAGAAGAAGGGUCUGUUUCGAGCUGAUCCUUUGUUCUUCUGCCUCCACCUGGGUCACAUCCUGCUGCUGGAGGCCCUCGCUUGGCUCAUCAUCUGGCUGUGGGGGACGAGCUGGGUACUGACGUUUCUCUGCUCGGUGAUGCUGGCAACUGCUCAGUCGCAGGCCGGAUGGCUGCAGCAUGACUUCGGCCACCUGUCUGUCUUCAAGAAGUCCAGCUGGAACCACAUAUUGCAGAAGUUCAUCGUCGGUCAUUUAAAGGGAGCUUCUGCCAACUGGUGGAAUCACCGACAUUUCCAGCAUCACGCUAAACCCAACAUCUUCAGCAAAGACCCUGACGUCAACAUGCUGCACGUCUUCGUGCUCGGAGACACUCAGCCAGUUGAGUACGGCAUAAAAAAGAUCAAAUACCUGCCCUACCAUCACCAACACCAGUACUUCUUUCUUGUGGGACCACCGCUGCUCAUUCCAGUUUACUUCCACAUUCAGAUCAUGCACACCAUGAUUUCACGCCGCGACUGGGUGGAUCUGGCCUGGUCCAUGUCCUACUACCUUCGCUACUUCUCCUGUUACGUUCCCCUGUAUGGUCUGUUUGGCUCGUUGGUGCUCAUCAGCUUUGUCAGGUUUUUGGAGAGUCACUGGUUUGUGUGGGUGACUCAGAUGAACCACCUGCCGAUGGACAUUGAUCACGAGAAGCACCAGGACUGGCUGACAAUGCAGUUACAGGCCACCUGUAAUAUUGACCAGUCCCUCUUUAACGACUGGUUCAGCGGACACCUCAACUUUCAGAUCGAGCACCAGUAA
This is a messenger RNA of Stegastes partitus (bicolor damselfish), 1259 nucleotides long. RefSeq names its product fatty acid desaturase 2 (gene fads2). NCBI's taxonomy places the organism in Eukaryota, Metazoa, Chordata, Actinopteri, Pomacentridae. The transcript has 11 exons. The coding region runs from base 96 to 1259 and encodes 387 amino acids. Gene Ontology annotation, molecular function: oxidoreductase activity, acting on paired donors, with oxidation of a pair of donors resulting in the reduction of molecular oxygen to two molecules of water. The record is from RefSeq and is a predicted model, not a curated record. Gene Ontology annotation, cellular component: membrane. Gene Ontology annotation, biological process: lipid metabolic process.